AUGUCAAAGUCUGUUUCUCAAGACAAGUUGGAUAUCUCAGAAGUUUCUUUUGGUGCUGGUGCUAUCUCGGGCAAUUAUGAUACUUUUAGUCAAACAGACGUUGUAGAAGCUUGUAAAGAAGCUCUUUCUUCAGGCAUUAACUUGUUUGACACUUCUCCUUAUUAUGGCAAAAGUGAAUUUAUUUUGGGUGAUGCUUUACACGAAAUCAAGGAUGAAUUCCCCCGUGAACAUUACUAUAUUUCUACCAAGGUGGGUCGCUAUGGUUACACGACUAAAGAGUGUGAUUACAGUGCCAAAAGAACGUAUGAAAGUGUUGCUGAAAGUAUGCGACGUCUUCAUACAGACUAUCUCGAUAUCGUCUACUGUCAUGAUGUUGAAUUUGUUCCCUUUGAACACGUCAUUGGUCCCAACUAUGCUUUGGAAGCUUUGUUUGAUUUAAAAGCACAAGGAAAGAUCAAGUACGUGGGUUGUUCAGCUUAUCCCCUCGAUAUCUUACUCAAGGUAGCAGAACAUCAACAUGCCAAGGGACAACCCUUGGAUAUUGUUCUCUCUUAUUCUCAUUAUACACUUCAAAACACUUCAUUUGCUGACUAUGCUCCUAAAUUCAGAGCUGCUGGUGUUCGUUACCUUAUCAAUGCUUCUCCUCUCUGUAUGGCUCUUUUACGUGAUGAUAAGACACCUGAUUGGCAUCCUGCUCACAGUGGUAUUCGUGAAGCUGCUGAUAAAGCCGCUGCUAUUGCUCGACAGAAUGGUCUAUCGAUCUCUGAUUUGGCUUCUCGUUUCUCAUUCCAAGGCAGAGACCAAUUCCAAUUGGACUCUACCUUGAUUGGUCUUGCAAGAAAGUCCGAAGUUCAAGAUGCAGUGCGUGUCUGGAAAGAUUCAAAGCGUGACAACACACCUGUUGAAGACAAAGUGCUUGAACAAAUUCAUGCUUUAUUCAAACCACACAAGAACUACUCAUGGCAAAGUCCUAGUAAUAAAGAAUUAGGUUUGGCAUAA
Messenger RNA from Gilbertella persicaria, 999 nucleotides. Its product is annotated as NADP-dependent oxidoreductase domain-containing protein. Gene Ontology annotation, molecular function: D-arabinose 1-dehydrogenase [NAD(P)+] activity. Gene Ontology annotation, cellular component: cytosol. The record is from RefSeq and is a predicted model, not a curated record. Bases 1 to 999 code for a protein of 332 amino acids. Lineage: Eukaryota; Fungi; Mucoromycota; Mucoromycetes; Mucorales; Choanephoraceae. Gene Ontology annotation, biological process: dehydro-D-arabinono-1,4-lactone biosynthetic process. The transcript has 4 exons.